CAAAAAGAAGAAAAGUCGUCGGCGUAGCAAAGACAGUAGUAGCCAAUAAAUGAUGAUAUAAGCAGCGUCAUCGGCUGUUCACAUGUGACACAACCUCACAGUACUCAUUUAUUACAUACAAACUUCAUCUCUCUCUUUUGAAAUCAUUCACACAUUUCAGACACAAACGCAGAGAGAAUAACAUAUCCUUCUCACAAUGACUGGAAGAGAGAUUCUCCAUAAGAUGAAGUUGAAGGCUGGAGGAUUCUGCGGAUCUGAGACAGGAAGAGGUAAGAGCAAGACAUGGAAAAACAUCUCCCACGGUUUUGACUUUGUGAAAGGCAAAGCAUACCAUCCUAUGGAGGACUAUGUUGUGUCUGAGUUCAAGAAAGUGGACGGCCAUGAUUUGGGUUUGUUUGCUAUCUUUGACGGUCACUUGGGCCAUGAUGUGGCCAAGUACUUGCAGACCAAUCUCUUUGAUAACAUUCUCAAAGAGAAGGAUUUUUGGACUGAUACGGAAAAGGCUAUAAGGAAUGCAUACAUAUCAACGGACGCUGUGAUACUAGAGCAGUCACUUAAACUUGGCAAAGGCGGAUCAACGGCUGUAACAGGCAUUCUAAUAGAUGGGAAAAAGCUAGUGGUUGCUAAUGUUGGAGACUCAAGGGCAGUGAUGUCAAAGAAUGGUGUUGCGUAUCAGCUCUCUGUUGACCAUGAACCAAGUAAGACAAAGGAAAUUGAGAGCCGUGGUGGCUUUGUAUCUAAUAUUCCAGGGGAUGUUCCAAGAGUCGAUGGACAACUAGCGGUUGCGAGGGCGUUUGGAGAUAAGAGCUUAAAGAUACAUCUUAGCUCUGAACCAGACAUAACACACCAGACAAUCGAUGAUGAGACUGAGUUCAUCGUUUUCGCGAGUGAUGGAAUUUGGAAGGUGAUAACGAACCAAGAAGCAGUGGACGUGAUCAAAAACAUAAAAGAUCCACAAGCGGCAGCCAAGGAGUUGAUAGAAGAAGCAGUCGCGAAGAAAAGCAAAGACGACAUCUCUUGUAUAGUUGUAAGGUUCAACUGAUAAUUAUAACUUGUCUUGGCUAUAAAAUUGUACCAAUCAAGUGUGUGAGUGAGAGAGUAAAACAAAAGACCAACCAAUUAAGUUGUGUGAUCAAAGUCAUGUCUCUUGUUAAAAACUUCCAUUGACAGUAAAAUCCUGGCCAAAAUGUAAAAGCCAUGGUUCUUGGAACUCUUAAAGAACA
This is a messenger RNA of Capsella rubella, 1223 nucleotides long. RefSeq names its product probable protein phosphatase 2C 58. The transcript has 5 exons. Gene Ontology annotation, molecular function: protein serine/threonine phosphatase activity. Gene Ontology annotation, cellular component: nucleus; cytosol. Gene Ontology annotation, biological process: protein dephosphorylation. The record is from RefSeq and is a predicted model, not a curated record. Bases 197 to 1042 code for a protein of 281 amino acids. Lineage: Eukaryota; Viridiplantae; Streptophyta; Magnoliopsida; Brassicales; Brassicaceae.